AGUAGGUAUAACUAUAGUAGAACUAAUUUCUAGUCUUUACUAUAUAAAGCCCAGUGACUGUAAUACGUGGUUAUGCAUCACGGCCUGGGAAGCGGGCGCUACAGGGGCAAGUUUGGUGCCUGAGGCACCAAACCGCGGACUUGCUGUAUAAGGGGUCAAACACAACGUUGCCUUUAGCAAAGCUAGUGUGCUGUUACCAGACCCCUAUAAACCUAUUCCCCCUUAUUAGUCCCCUUUAUACUAUUCACAGACUCUUACCAGGACCAAGGACCUUACUUGAUAGAGGCACCAACUCCAGGUGUCCAUAUUGAUUGGACAUAACACACGCAUCUGCUAACCUUGUUAUUGGCAAUAUGUCAUUCAAGUGCGCCCUUGUUGGUGACUGCGUUGAAUGCAGUUCUUCAGAGACCCUUACCCAGAUAAAAAUACCCAUCGAGGAUAUACUGUGCAUGAUUCCACCUCACGAGGGACACGAUUCGGGAUACAGCUUAUUGUUCUUCAACCCGGACACCAAUACACCACCGAACCUCAGGAGAAUUCAUCUCACGACGGCGCCAUCCAAACUUGUGUCCGACCACUUGCUCCUGGACACGCCGAAUUUCUACAACUCGAACAAUCCCAUAAAGCUCCACUUCAUCAUAUCCACGGCCUCUGGGACGGGGACGGCUAAACUUCUAUUCAGUAAUAUUCUGCGACCAUUGCUUUCCUAUCUUGGGUUAGAUUCAUAUGAGGUUCAUGAGACACAAUCUUCCCAGACUAUAACUGAUUUAUGCUACUCGCUGUUCAUACCCCAGGCCGAAGCUGGUAUUCAGCAAACCAUCGUCCUUCUUUCAGGAGACGGCGGCCUUUGCGAUGUUAUCGACGCAUUCUACAGCUCCGCGAAAAGCAUCCAUGCGACACCAAAUAUUGCCCUUUUCCCAGCAGGUACGGGUAAUGCCAUGGCAAGUUCCAUAGGACUAGUCGCCCACCCUAAAGCGGCACUGAUGGCAUUGUUAUGCGGCAAACCAACUCGGGUUCCCGUAUUUGCCGCAACGUUCUCCCACGGCGCCAGGUACGUCCAGGAUAGCCCGACACAGUCCCAGACGGCUGCUGAGCUUCCCUGCCGGAGGGUGUAUGGCGGUGUUGUUGCCAGUUGGGGGCUACACGCCGCACUAGUCGCAGAUAGCGACACGACUGAAUAUCGCAAAUUCGGAGCCGAAAGGUUCAGAAUGGCCGCGAAUGAACUCCUCUAUCCAUCAGAUGGCAGCGAGAGUCACAGAUACCGUGGGUUAGUCACACUGUUUGGAAAAAAUGGUCAAGGCCAAGGAGAUACCAAGCCAGAAGAAACCAUUGAGUCCACGGAACAUAUGUAUGUCUUGGCGACACUAGUAUCAAACCUCGAAAAAGACUUCAUGAUAUCCCCCGAAUCCAAACCCCUGGAUGGCUCGCUUAGGGUGAUACGGUUCGGCCCUCUGUCAGCGGAGCGCGCAAUGCAGGUGCUGUCCUUGGCAUACCAAAACGGCCAACAUAUCCUGGAUAGUGAUGUUGAAUAUCGCGAGAUUGAAGGGAUCCGGAUUGGAUUUGAUGAGCCCGAGGAGAGGUGGAGGCGCGUUUGCAUUGAUGGAAGGGUGAUAAUGAUUGAAGAGGGCGGCUGGUUGGAGGUGGAGAAGGAGAAGAGGCAUCUCCUGAGAAUACUCUUACCAGCUCCACGGGAGUAAGUACUGAGCACUCCCGUUCGGCUCUUCUGCAGCUUUACUCUCGCCUCCGCAUGGAAUACGUACGUUGUAUUGUGAUUUCUUAUUCAAAACAAACUCUAUGUGGGAGGUACACUCCUGGUCCCACUUAAUUGUGGCACUUUCCGGGGUUAGACCGCUUGUUUGGCACGAGACCCGGAGGUAACCACAUAUAAGAGUUUUGUGACCGAACAGAUUCUUUUUUAGUUAGGUCGACACCGUUAGUACUUCCUGGGCUAUCUCGCUAUUCAAUGUACGUCAACCUAUCGGAAGC
Messenger RNA from Aspergillus calidoustus, 1986 nucleotides. NCBI's taxonomy places the organism in Eukaryota, Fungi, Ascomycota, Eurotiomycetes, Eurotiales, Aspergillaceae. The record is from the annotation of a GenBank genome assembly.